Messenger RNA from Sorex araneus (European shrew), 4152 nucleotides. RefSeq names its product potassium voltage-gated channel modifier subfamily S member 1 (gene KCNS1). Gene Ontology annotation, cellular component: voltage-gated potassium channel complex; membrane. Gene Ontology annotation, molecular function: protein binding; delayed rectifier potassium channel activity. Lineage: Eukaryota; Metazoa; Chordata; Mammalia; Eulipotyphla; Soricidae. The transcript is spliced from 3 exons. Bases 361 to 1851 code for a protein of 496 amino acids. Gene Ontology annotation, biological process: potassium ion transmembrane transport; regulation of delayed rectifier potassium channel activity; protein homooligomerization. The record is from RefSeq and is a predicted model, not a curated record.
CAAUCCCUGCAUGACCCGGAGCGCCUGCCCACCCCCCUGGCUGGACGAGGCGGGAUGUCCGGCUGUGGGGGGGGGCUGUCUCCUGUCACCACCCCACUGCCCCCCCAGCAGAGUCAGGAAUAGCAACGACCGCCUCCGGCCGCCCGCGGCCUCCCUCCCUCCCUCCCGGCAGCGAUCGAUGCGGCCUCCGGCGCGGGGGACCGAGGGAGCCGGGGAGGGAGAGGGCAGCGGGGCCUCCGGCUGCAGGAGGAGGCCGGGGGCAGAGCCGAGCCGGGGUGCGUCCAGCGCUCCCAGCCCGCGUCUCCGCGGACCCACGCGCCGGCCGGCGGGCGGGCGGGACAGGCCCCGCGCGUCACAGCCAUGGUGAGCGAGUCCCCGGGGCCCGGCGCCGGCGUCCCCUGGCGGCGGAGCGACGAGGCGCUGCAGGUGAACGUGGGCGGCGUGCGGCGGCGGCUGAGCGCGCGCGCCCUGGCGCGCUUCCCGGGCACGCGGCUGGGCCGGCUGCAGGCGGCGGCGUCGGAGGAGCAGGCGCGGCGGCUGUGCGACGACUACGACGCGGCGGCGCGCGAGUUCUACUUCGACCGGCACCCGGGCUUCUUCCUGGGGCUGCUGCACUUCUACCGCACCGGGCACCUGCACGUGCUCGACGAGCUGUGCGUCUUCGCCUUCGGCCAGGAGGCCGACUACUGGGGCCUGGGCGAGAGCGCGCUGGCCACCUGCUGCCGCGCCCGCUACCUGGAGCGGCGCGUGGCGCGGCCGCGCGCCUGGGACGAGGAUAGCGACGCGCCGAGCAGCGUGGACCCGUGCCCGGAUGAGAUCUCCGACGUGCAGCGCGAGCUGGCCCGCUACGGCGCGGCGCGCUGCGGCCGCCUGCGCCGCCGCCUCUGGCUCACCAUGGAGAACCCGGGCUACUCGCUGCCCAGCAAGCUCUUCAGCUGCGUGUCCAUCGGCGUGGUGCUCGCCUCCAUCGCCGCCAUGUGCAUCCACAGCCUGCCCGAGUACCAGGCGCGCGAGGCGGCGGCCGCCGUGGCGGCGGUGGCCCCCGGCCCUGGCGUCGAGGAGGCGCGCGACGACCCAGUGCUGCGGCGCCUCGAGUACUUCUGCAUCGCCUGGUUCAGCUUCGAGGUGUCGUCGCGCCUGCUGCUGGCGCCCAGCACGCGCAACUUCUUCUGCCACCCGCUCAACCUCAUCGACAUCGUGUCGGUGCUGCCCUUCUAUCUGACGCUGCUGGCCGGCGCGGCGCUGGGCGGCUCGGGCGGCGCGGGCGGCGAGGACCUGGGCGACCUGGGCAAGGUGGUGCAGGUGUUCCGGCUCAUGCGCAUCUUCCGGGUGCUCAAGCUGGCGCGCCACUCCACCGGGCUGCGCUCGCUGGGCGCCACGCUCAAGCACAGCUACCGGGAGGUGGGCAUCCUGCUGCUCUACCUGGCCGUGGGCGUGUCGGUGUUCUCCGGGGUGGCCUACACGGCCGAGAAGGAGGAGGACGUGGGCUUCGACACCAUCCCGGCCUGCUGGUGGUGGGGCACCGUGAGCAUGACCACGGUGGGCUACGGGGACGUGGUGCCCGUGACGGUGGCCGGCAAGCUGGCCGCCUCGGGCUGCAUCCUGGGCGGCAUCCUGGUGGUGGCGCUGCCCAUCACCAUCAUCUUCAACAAGUUCUCCCACUUCUACCGGCGCCAGAAGGCGCUGGAGGCCGCAGUGCGCAACAGUGACCGGCAGGCGUUUGAGGACGUGCUGAGCCGGGAGGAUGGCGUGUCCCAGGCGUCCCUGGAGACAUCGGGGGAGAGCUCGCAGGAGGGCCGGGCCUCAGACCUCGAGGGCCCCGGGCGGCCUCCCGAUGCUCACAUGUAUUAGAACCAGGGCUCCCCGUCUCCCCGGACCCCGACGGCGGACUCUGAGCACAUGCUCCCUGGCCCCCUCGCCAGACGCCCCUCACCCCUGGGCCCGAGAAGACGCUCCCUGCAGAGACGUGGACGGGAUGGUGCCACCCCGAGAUUCACGAGUAUGGAGAGCAUCCCAGAGACUUGGAUCCCAGAACCUCCCGGAAGCAGCAGGAGGUGGGAGGGAGGGUCAGGGGGGAUGCUGGGACAAAUGUCAAGGCUCCUUCGAGUGUCCUGCCCAGCCACCUUAUCCCCCAAGGUCCUGAGCUGAAGGACCAGAAGCCAAGAGGCUCAGAGCUGCCUUAGUUUCCUGCCUCGCAGACCUGCCCAAAGGGCAGGGUCAAGGUUGGCUUCCAUCAUCCGGUUCCUUCUGGUUCCUUCCACCUGUCUCUCGGCUGCCUUACCAAGUCUGCCUGCUGUCUGCGGUGCUUCAUGGAUCCCCAGAGGCGAGCUGGAGGGUCACACAAACCCUCUGUUCCGUGCAGAAAUCACUCACUGUAGGAAGUCACUCACCGUGCAGUGAUUUCUGUAUGGUCAGCCCUGUUAGCGGCCGUGAAGCACAUAACCGAGAUAGAGCUGGGAAAAGGUCCCAACGAGAUCCCAGGGCUGGAGCUCAGGGCCUCGGCCGUGUUGCUGUAGCCCUGUAUGGGCACCUCGGGAGGGCUGGCUGAGCACUGGGGGUCGGGGCUGGCACGGCUCUGGGAUGAGGGCCGGAUGGGGCGGGGGCUAAGGAUUUCAGUUAGCUCAGGGGUGCCAUGCACAGAUGCCUCCCUCCACCCGCCCGCCUAGCUCCCCAAUCUGACCGUGUCAGUUCCCUCUGUCCACUGUGCCCCUCCCUAGCCCAGCCUGAGUUACCAUCCAGGAAACCCUGAGACGCUUGUCCUGGGCCCCUCUUGCCUCCUUGUCCGCCUGCUACAGCAGGAUGGAUGGGGAGAGGGUCCCGUGACAGUUGGCCCCUUGCCUGCCUGCGUCUCUCCCUGUCCCGCACUCUCCGCUUCCAAGAGCCCACCCUGGGUGGCCCCGCGCUUGGUGUGAGCUGGUCGGGACAGUGAAUGUUGAGCGGGUCCCCCAGCUUGUACAGCCCACUGAGGCGGGGGCUGAGGGAAGAGGGACUCUCGGAGACUCGCCAGCCGGGGAAGGGUGCAGGCAGCCUGCGGAAGGAGCUUUCCCGCCCGGCCCCGCCCCCUUCUUCCUGGCUUUUGGCUGCUUUUACAAUGAUUGCCUUGUGAAUUCUGACUCAGCCCAGCUGGGCUGGGAGUGUCGUGAGCUGGGGCCUCCCAGGCGGCCUGGAGACACGUUUUGUAUCACCGAACAGUAUUUUUAGUGCAUAUUUUAAAAUUCUAAUGUCUGAAAUUCCCUCGGAGCAUUCCCGCCCACUCCGAACCCCGCACAGGCACCCUGUGUUAGCUCGUAAAGUCUGUGGCCUCCAGUUUAUGGAUUGCUUUACUGCCGCCAGGAAAUGAAAGGGCAAAUCAAAUACAGAGCCCCGUAAAACCCGGAGCCUAGGUGGAGCAAGAAGGAUUUUAUUUUAUUUAGUUUGGGGGCCACACCCGGAGUUGCUCAAGGCUUACUCCUGGCUCUGUGCUCAGGGAUCAUUCCUGGCGGAGCUCAGGGAUCGAACUUGGGUCAGCCAAUGGGAUGCCAGGGAUCAAAGUUGGGUCGGCCGCAUGCAAAGCAAGUGCCCUGCCGGUGUACUAUAGCUCCAACCCCAAAGAGCGAUUCUAAUCCAGUGACCAAAGACCUGUGCAUUCGUGAUUUCUCGGCACAGGGGCUGGGUCUCAUGUCCCAAGGCCACUAACCAGCAAGGGCAGAGAAAAGACUUCGAGAAUACCUCACCGGUUAGGCCCUGGGAGCUCCAGGGGACGAUCGCCCAGCAGAGGAGACUGUGUGCAGACCCAGAUGAUCGGCAGGGUUUGGGAUGUCGUCAGCCCCAGACUUGGAUGGAUUCUCCAGACGGGAGCAGAAACGGAGGCAAACUGAGGGGCCCCCCCAUAAACUGACCAAGCACACGCCCGCCCUCCCGCAUGCUCACCUCUUCACGGGGCCCGGAGACCCAGAGGGCUGCAGGUACCAUUUGAUGGUGGUGCGGAAGUUAUCGAGGACCCCGUCCACUCCCGCACUUGCUGACCCUGCACUCAAGUCCCUAAAGCUGGUGUGGGAGAGAGUCCAUGGUGAGGCUGCUGGUCACCCCUGGGGUCCUGAUUCACUCCUCGUUGUAUCGGCGAAAACUCUCAUGCAAUAAAGAAGCCCCAGGGACCUGCGUGUGUCCGUCCGA